Molecule: messenger RNA, 2418 nt
Organism: Exophiala viscosa
Lineage: Eukaryota; Fungi; Ascomycota; Eurotiomycetes; Chaetothyriales; Herpotrichiellaceae
Exons: 1
Source: RefSeq, a predicted model, not a curated record
CUGGGCACUUCCUUUCCUGGGUAGUGCAAACAUGAUACCCUGCGCCAUACCUAUAUAUUAUGUGGAUUCAAGAGCCUAGAAAAUGUCACGGCGCUCUGCUCGUCUGUCCGCUUUCGCAGUCGCAGACAACAACAAUCAGCACGCAGAGGCCGAAGACGUCACGGACAUUCUCAAUGCAGAAGCUGGCAGCAAACAACACCAGUCACCUUCGAAGCGUAAACGCACGACAGGAGAUGGUUCUCACUCCCAAAACCCGUUAAAAAAGCGUUCAUCGAGAGAACAUCCCGCGACUGCGACACCACACAAUGCCUCCAGUAAUCCGACUCCAGUCCGGUCGUCAGGCCGCCUCCAAGCACGAGUACGGCCUUCCGGUCAAGUGCGUCCUGUGCACACCCGCAACCCGUACGAGCUUCCCGGGGACUUAGAAAGCGCGGGACCACAGCCGGGAAUCAAGCCCAUCAAGAAGAUGAGACCGUUGAAAAAGAAACCACAACAACUAAAAGUGUCACCUUUCAAAGGAAGAGGAGAACUUGAAACGCGGACAACGGCAGGAGUAAACCUGGACGACUCUCCUCGGAAAAGUCCCACAAGAAACGAACUCCAGAAGUGGAAGAAGUCGAUGGCACAAACACGCCGCAAUGGACAAACGAGGUUUGCUAGCAUCAUGCGGGACGGACAAUGGAUGGUUCCGGACGAGUCCGUGCUGGAAGAUGGCCACAACGCUCCAGUGCUAGGUCUUACACCGGUAUUGGCUGUUCGUGUCGCGGGCGAGGCCAUGAUGACACCGUCCAAGAAGAAGUCUCAUCCGCGGAGAGAUGGCCACAAAGAAGGUCAGCGUGAGCCCAGUGAAGGCUCGUCGAUGCCGGAGGGUGGCCCAACUCCCGGUGUUGGGCCUACAGAGAGGGCAAAUCCACUUGCACAAGCUGCCAAAGUCACACAACAAAGCACUCCCACAAUCCCAGCCGAGUCUCCAAACACACAGCCUGCUCCGCAGCAGGAGCUUGCCGCUCUAGAUGAUGCGACUGUCCAGCAUCGGCAACAUCAACAUGAGCCAAAGACAAUUUCGGAUGUCCCAGAAGAUGCUGAAGAUGUGCCAGGUGUCGAGGAUGGUGGAGAAGCGCUUGAUGAGUCUCGUGAACUCACUCCCCAUUCCCCUCGACAACGUCCUGAGACGGAAAGCCAGAUACAAGCUAGAGAGCGACAAGAACGUGAGAUGGAAGCUGAACGGCAAGAGAAGAUUGAGCGUGAGCUUCGAGGCGUCGAAGAAGCUGUGAUCCUCUACGAGUGCGAAUCUGCAUGGCAAGAAGCGCUUCUCGGUGCAGUGGAGAUUGUGGAAAGCAGAUCUUCCGGAGAGCCAAAGUCGGCGAUUGGCAAAGGGAUCUCUCGCACAGCGAAAGAGUUGAGAGAUUUAUUAAAAACGUACAGGAAUUAUGGUCCAGACGACCUCACAGCAAAAAGAGCGUGCAACGACAAGAUUAGUCGCAAAACAGCCUCCUUGCAAGAAAGAUGUAAGCAUAUCUGUGGCUUUCAAGUUGAGAGGCCAGGUAGAGAACGCCCCAAGAUGAUAAGGGACAUCUAUGAGCACCUUAUUCCUGAUCUCCUCAAACUUGCGAAAGCUUCCCUGCGAGCUCGAUUCCGGAAUCACAACCUGGGCCAGAAGGCUCGAGAAGAGCUCGCCUGCUUGCUGGAAAUAACAAUACUCCUUGUUGACAGCGCUAAGAAGUGGAGGCCAAAACCGGUCCUCGGCAAUACCAUCAGAACAACAGUGCAGCAAACUGUCAAGCCUCAUGUCCUUUUCAUUCUGAGCCGAUAUAAUGAAUCAAUUGCUACGGAAGGGGCUGAAGCAUAUGUUGCCAACCUAGAGGAGGAGCAAACCGCGGACCGAGAGCGCCAUGAUAUGUAUCUGGAGCAGAGACGAGCAGGGGUUAGGGCGAGACAUCGUGGAUAUGCCAAUGCGACUUCACACAAGCAGGAUCCGCAAGUGAUAGACGUCGACAACUUCGAGCGCGAACCGACCGAAGACAUACCUGCACCAGCACCCUUGCAAUGGACCGACAAGGAGCUCAUGGUACUAUUGAAUGCUCUGCAAGUCUACACUGCGAACUCGAGGUUCCAGGACAUCCUUGACAAACACGGAGGACCUAAAGGUCAGCUUAGCAGAUUUGAUAUGGACCAACUAGUCGCAGAAGCACGAUGGAUCAAGCAAAGCUGGGCGGGGCAUCUUCGAGACUGCUCUGACAGAUCAUGGGAUUGGUUGCGAUCUGUGCCUGACUGAUGUUCAAUGAUCGAGAUAUUCCUCUGAUUGGGGAGUUUUGUGUAAUUGUGGCUGGCUUCAAAGAUACCCCUGUAGCGACUUACGAAGGCCUGUCUAAUGAAACGUCUAGACUCAUAGUAUUGAAAUGGCGUAGCAGAUGAGAG